Molecule: messenger RNA, 1170 nt
Organism: Rosa rugosa (rugosa rose)
Lineage: Eukaryota; Viridiplantae; Streptophyta; Magnoliopsida; Rosales; Rosaceae
Product: F-box protein CPR1-like
Exons: 1
Coding region: 1-1170 (389 amino acids)
Molecular function (GO): protein binding
Source: RefSeq, a predicted model, not a curated record
AUGGAGAGGUUGCCGAUCAAAUCCCUAAUCCGCUUCACCUCCGUUUCGAAACGCUGGCGUUUCAUCAUAUUGUCCGACCCAAAUUUCGCCAAAUCCCAAUUCCAGCAAACUCGGAGUCACAGAGUCCUCUGCUUCGACUGGAGAGAACCUGAAUUCGAAUCUAGAGACUUGGAGACGUUAUGGUCCACCGGAGACAAUUCUAAGGACAGAAAGCUCAGAUGUCCGUUCAAGAAUCCGGGCGAUGAACUCCGCUCACUCUCCUCCUGCAAUGGUUUAGUAUGUGCAACUCUUUCUCCUCGAUACAGUAUCGAUUUGGACAUAUAUAUUUGGAACCCAUCAACUCAAUUCUACAAAAAGUUACCCGCUUCUCCUUUACGAGUACAAAGAGUUCCACACGUACGUUGUUAUGGUUUUGGCUACUUGUCAGCCACCGGCGACUACAAAGUUCUCAUAAACAACCUCUACUCAUUGAACAUUGAGCACCACAUCUUCUCAUCGAACAGUAACAUUUGGAAAAGGAUCGCAGUCCCUUUCCGCUUCCACAUGGACGUUGCGGGGACUCUUUCAAAUGAGGCACUUCAUUGGAUUGAUAAAGAGAUACUGGCUUUCGAUUUAACACAUGAGAAGUUCCGAACCAUGCUGCUGCCUGACUUCAAACCAGGUCAGUGUAUCAUGGAGCUAGGGGAUUUUAGAGGAUGCCUGUGUGCAUUGGAUUGUCUGUAUCGACAUGCCAGUUUUAUUGAUCUGUGGGUCAUGAAAGAAUAUAACGUGAGUGAGUCUUGGACUAAGCUCUUUACCUUAAAGAUUUCUGAUCGGCCUGUGAGAAUGCAAUCUUUAAGGCUAAUCAUGGUUAUGGAAACUGGUACAGUUUUGGAGAAAGCACCAAUCAGUGAGGGUAGGGUUUUUGUUACUGAGUUCAAGUUGAUAAAGAGUGGUCAUAAGGAAAACAAGUUUGAAACACAUAAGGUUAGCAGGGAGCUGUAUGGCAACACACAUAUGAUUGGAUAUGAAGAGAGUCUACUUUGGCUUGGAGACCGGCCAUGUGGAACUAGCCAAGAAGGUAAGAAUGCUUCAGAAGCUGGGGGCAGAAUAAUGGAGAACGUACAAGGAAAAAUGAAUGUCACUGUGGAUAACCAAGGCCCAAAUCAUGUCAAUGUGUGUGUUCUUUAA